This is a messenger RNA of Dermochelys coriacea (leatherback sea turtle), 5253 nucleotides long. It is a transcript of the gene PCSK2, whose product is annotated as proprotein convertase subtilisin/kexin type 2. The transcript is spliced from 12 exons. NCBI's taxonomy places the organism in Eukaryota, Metazoa, Chordata, Testudines, Dermochelyidae. Gene Ontology annotation, cellular component: trans-Golgi network; Golgi membrane. The record is from RefSeq and is a predicted model, not a curated record. Bases 274 to 2193 code for a protein of 639 amino acids. Gene Ontology annotation, molecular function: serine-type endopeptidase activity. Gene Ontology annotation, biological process: protein processing.
CUCCCCGCACGUGAUUGGCAGCGCUGCAAUCUCACCUCAGCCCGGUUGGUGCUUUCCGGGAGCCGCCGCUGAUACUAGCGGCGAGGAGGAGCUGACAGUGCAGACCUGGCCGCGAGCCCCCCCCCCCCCCCCGCCCCGCCCGCGAGCCGCCCCGCCGACUUCCCCCGGGAGCGCACGGGCUGAGGCGGUGCAUUCAGCAGCGCCCUGCUCAGCCUCGCGGCAAGCCCGGACUCCCCGCGGCGGGGUUCUCUCCCGCUCCCCCGGAGCAGAGCCAUGAAGGGGGCGCGCGUUACCCCGUGGACGAUCGCUGGGCUCUUUUGGCUGGCUCGCCUUCUGUUGGCAUCCGCUGAAAUAGCCGUCUACACGAAUCAUUUCUGGGUGGAGUUGCACCGAGGGGGCGAGCCAGAAGCGAAGCGACUCGCGGCCGAAUAUGGCUUUAGUGGGGUCCGAAAGCUUCCUUUUAUAGAUGAUGGAUAUCAUUUUUAUCAUAAUGGCAUCUCCAGGGCCAGGAGAAGACGCAGUCUUCAGCACAAGCUUCAUUUGGAAAAAGACCCGAGGAUAAAGAAGGCUGUGCAGCAGGAAGGCUUUGGCAGAAAAAAGCGAGGCUAUAGAGAGAUCAAUGAAAUUGACAUAAACAUGAAUGAUCCUUUAUUUACAAAGCAGUGGUAUCUGAUCAACACUGGUCAAGCAGAUGGGACCCCUGGACUUGAUCUAAAUGUGGCUGAAGCCUGGGAGCUGGGAUAUACAGGGAAAGGUGUUACCAUAGGAAUUAUGGAUGAUGGAAUUGAUUAUCUUCAUCCUGAUCUUGCCUCAAAUUAUAAUGCCAAAGCCAGCUACGACUUCAGCAGUAACGAUCCCUACCCAUAUCCCCGCUACACAGAUGACUGGUUUAACAGUCAUGGAACCAGGUGUGCAGGGGAAGUGUCAGCUGCAGCAAACAAUAACAUCUGUGGAGUUGGCGUGGCAUACAACUCGAAGGUGGCAGGUAUCCGAAUGCUGGACCAGCCUUUUAUGACAGACAUUAUUGAGGCUUCCUCUAUCAGUCACAUGCCUCAAGUCAUAGAUAUAUAUAGUGCCAGCUGGGGGCCAACUGAUAACGGAAAGACUGUGGAUGGACCUAGAGAGCUAACUUUACAAGCCAUGGCAGAUGGUGUGAACAAGGGCCGUGGCGGCAAGGGAAGCAUCUACGUCUGGGCCUCUGGAGAUGGAGGCAGCUAUGAUGAUUGUAACUGUGACGGCUAUGCAUCAAGCAUGUGGACUAUCUCCAUCAAUUCUGCUAUUAAUGACGGCCGCACAGCUCUGUACGAUGAAAGCUGCUCUUCGACCUUGGCCUCCACAUUCAGCAAUGGGAGGAAGAGAAAUCCUGAAGCUGGUGUGGCUACUACGGAUUUAUAUGGCAACUGUACCUUACGUCAUUCUGGAACAUCUGCAGCUGCACCUGAGGCAGCUGGCGUAUUCGCAUUGGCACUGGAGGCAAACCGGGAACUGACAUGGAGAGACCUGCAGCAUCUGACAGUGCUGACCUCCAAAAGGAACCAACUUCAUGAUGAAGUCCAUCAAUGGCGUAGAAAUGGUGUUGGUCUGGAAUUUAACCAUUUGUUUGGCUAUGGAGUCCUUGAUGCUGGGGCAAUGGUUAAAAUGGCAAAAGACUGGAAGACUGUUCCAGAGAGAUUUCACUGUGUUGGAGGAUCAAUACAAGAACCUGAAAAAAUAUCAUCAAGUGGCAAGCUGGUUCUAACACUUACAACUGAUGCUUGUGAGGGGAAAGAAAACUUUGUCCGCUACCUAGAACACGUGCAAGCAGUUAUAACUGUGAACUCUACUAGGCGAGGGGACCUCAACAUCAACAUGACAUCACCUAUGGGGACUAAAUCCAUUUUACUGAGCCGACGUCCAAGAGAUGAUGACUCCAAGGUGGGUUUUGACAAAUGGCCUUUCAUGACAACACACACUUGGGGAGAAGACCCCAGAGGCACUUGGGUUCUGGAAGUUGGAUUUGUUGAUAGCGUGCCACAGAGGGGAGUACUGAAGGAAUGGACACUGAUGCUACAUGGGACACAAAGCGCACCAUAUAUAGACCAAAUAGUUAGAGAUUACCAGUCCAAACUGGCUAUGUCCAAGAAGGAAGAGCUGGAAGAAGAAUUAGACGAAGCGGUAGAGAGAAGUCUGAAGAGUAUACUAAGCAAGAACUAGCACUGUUCUGCUUGUUGGCCUCUUUCCUUUCCUAGAUCAUUCUACUCACCUUUCUGCUAUCCAAACCUCUGUGUUAGACAUAUUACAAUGUUGCCAUAGCCAAAUUAUCAUACUUUAUUGAUUUUAAAGUCUUAUAUCCUGUCAAUGAUUAUUUUAAUUAGAACCAAAGCAGCCUUUUUUUACUCUAAGCCACAAAUAUGUUGUUCCCUAUCAACUACUUUCUACAGUUUGUGACUGUAAAUGAUUUUGUGUCAUACAAAUAGGUAAUAACUUGCAAACAAAACCGUGAUAGCUUUUCCCUUCAUAUUUUUGUGGUAAAUGUUGUUUGUAAUUAAAAAUUUUAAAAAGAGGGAAUAAAUUUUAAAACUGCCAGUUAGUGGUAAUGAACCCAUUUGGUCAGCUUUCAUGACAGAGAUGUUAACAGUAACAUGUUGGCUAGAGAUGCCUUUGAAUGACCAACAGCCUGAUUCUGCGUCAUUGACUUCAAUGGGAGUUUUCCCAUUGGCUUCAGUAAGAGUAGGAAUAGGCCCAAAAAGGAAAAAAUAAUCCAGAGAUUAAGAAAGAUGGUAACCUCCUCUCGGAAAUUAAUGCCUUUUGCCAUUUCCUUAUUACACUUACACCCCCCCCCCCCACAAACACCCCAGCACAUUUUUUGACUUAGAGAUGAUUCAUUUGUUUGUAAUAAGUGAGACAAAAUGUCUGAUAAAGGACGUGCAUUAGGAAACAGGGUCCAAAUGUUCUAAAAGCACAAGUAUUUUUUCUUAAUUUGGUAAUUCAGAUCCAAUUUAUGCCAAAUCAUCACAUUGGGAAUGAAGUUUAAAAUGGAGGGCUACUCUUUUUUGCGAUGUGCAUCUGCUCUCCUUUAUACUGAAAUGUAGUAUAGCAGCAUAAGAUAAGGCUGUGUCAGCAUUUCCAUUAGAGACCCCUGUAUUCUGGGGUUAGGGUUGGUAAUUUGCUUUGGGAGAAACUUGGCAUAUGAACUUUCAGUCCAAAAGCAAUUUUUAAUUCAAAUUUCCUUUUAUUUUAAAAAGUAGAGCUUAGGUCAGUUUUGAGUGUUACAAGUUUAUUUAAGAAGAAAAGCUGCUUAGAUUUUUUUAUAUGUGCACAAUGCAAAGUUAGUUUUGACGAGCAAUAAAGAAUAAAUUUGGGAAAAUUUAUCCCAUAAAUCAUUGUUGCUGUUUAAAGGACCUGUUCCUGCAAUCUUUUACACAUAUGAGUGUUUUAGCAUCUGAUCCAAAAAAGUAAAUUAAACUCUCAGAGCCUGAUCUAUCUACUGCCAUUGACUUCAGAGGAGAUUACACACAGUGGCAAACACAACAUCCACAAGUGUUUGCAGGACUGGGAUUUCAGUUAGUAAUCUCUGAAUAGUAACUAUGGGCCCAAUCCUGCAAACGUACUUGCUUAACUUUAAGUAUAUGAGUAGUUACAUUGGCUUCAGCAGAACUACUCCAUGCUUACAGUUUGUGCAUAAGUGUUUGCAGGACUGGGGCCUAGGAGGUUGGCAGUAACUAGUUUCAGAAUUUGAUUAUUUUCUAUUUUUCUAUGCAUCUAAAAUGUGUGUUAUCAAGAGCUGUUUGGGUUAAUCAGUUGCAAACUACAAUUAAAAUGAAUACGUAUUUACCUAAUGAUUAAAAAUGACACCAACAGGUUAUGAAAUGCAUAGUUUUACCCCAGAAUGUAUUUUUCUUCUAUUAUCUCAAGUGAAUAUUCAUCUCUUAACCUUCCGUAACAGGAUUUUUUUCUUUUCCUUUCAAAUCCCAAACAAAUUAUCUACUUAAACGAUGUUUACAUUAUGUAUACUAUAAGCCAAGUUAAGCACCUAAGUGUUCAUAGGAUCUCCAUUCCCUUACACCAGUGUAACUGAGGGAUUACUCCAUUGCAGACUGGAGUCACACUUAGGUGUAAGUGAGAGGAGAAACAAGCCCUCAGGCUUUUAGUUUUAAAAUACCACCUAAUGGGAGUGACUUUUAAAAUCAUGUUGUUGUUCAUUUGUUCCAAUAGAUGGAAAGCAUCAACUGUAUUUCAUCUGGUGGCCUUAAAAUAAACCAAAGGACACCAUGGGCCCAAUUCUAACCUCAGAUACACACAUGUAACCAAUGAGCCAAUUCUUAAAGUAGUAUGUGGGCGUCUUUGGAACUGGGAAGACACCCAUUAUCUUCAAUGGGUUGUGAGGGAUAGCUCAGUGUUUUGAGCAUUGGCCUGCUAAACCCAGGGUUGUGAGUUCAAUCCUUGAGGGGGCCAUUUAAGGAUCUAGGGCAAAAAAAAAUUGGGGAUUGUUCCUGCUUUGAGCAGGCGGUUGGACUAGAUGAUCUCCAACUCUUAUAUUCUAUGAUUCUAUCUGAGGGAAGAAUUUGCCCCUAUUAUGUGUACAUAUGCGUUUGAUAACACACAAACACACAUGAUAUAUAUAGUAUGUAAUAUAUAUAUGCAAGCAUACCUAAUAUAUAUUACAUAUAGUAUUGAACAUAAUAAAUACAUAUACAUUCAUGCAUCAUGUUUGUGUGUGUAUGUAUUUACUAAAGAAACAGAUCAUUUAAACAUAUUAAAGAGUAUUCUAAAAUAUGGGGAAAGUUCUUGGAUUAAGAAACGUCCUUGUGGCAAUUUUAAAUGAAAGUGUACGUUAAUUCCUAGUGCAUUCAUGUAAUUUUGCAAUUCUCUGUUUAAACAUUAAAUGUCUUAUAUAGCAGCAAAAUAACUAAAUGGGUGUUCAUAUUUUCAUAAUGUUGACUUAAAUUAUUAAGUGCAAGAUGACUGUAAGGGGUGAUUAACAGAAAUUACGAGUUUUGAUAAGCGUAUAUAUAAAAUAAGUGUAUAUACAAUAUAUAUAUAUAGCUAGACUUCAAACUCUUCAGAAUUUUUGCAUCAGGGUAAGCACUGAAAAAUGUCCAGUUAGAAUAAGUUUUUAUGGUAUUGCGGAUGCAAAAUAAAAUUAAUUUAUUAGCAUUUAUAACAGAGGAACUAAUUCAGUUCUCGAUUUAAAACAGGUGAAUGUUGUUAACAUAUAAAGCCCUGUGAUGAUGUUUUAUAAUCUGAGUAAAAUAAAGAGAUGUUGUAAACUGG